This is a messenger RNA of Archocentrus centrarchus (flier cichlid), 580 nucleotides long. Its product is annotated as calmodulin-like protein 4. Gene Ontology annotation, cellular component: myosin II complex. Gene Ontology annotation, molecular function: calcium ion binding. The record is from RefSeq and is a predicted model, not a curated record. Bases 119 to 580 code for a protein of 153 amino acids. NCBI's taxonomy places the organism in Eukaryota, Metazoa, Chordata, Actinopteri, Cichliformes, Cichlidae. The transcript is spliced from 5 exons.
AGUCUCAGGCAGCAUCCUCCAUCCACUCCCGUUACAUUCCUCAUCUUUCACCGGCCUGGAUCAGUUUUCCUGAGCUCACCAACAGCCGGCUGCUUCGUCCCCUCCACCAGCAGACACGAUGGCAAAGUUCCUGACACAGGAUCAGAUUAACGAAUUUAAGGAGUGUUUCUCUCUGUACGACCGCCGGCAGAAGGGGAAGAUCGAGGCCAAAGAGCUGAUAACAGUGAUGCGAUGCCUCGGGUCAAACCCCACCCCCUCUGAAGUCCAGCGGCACCUCCUGAGCCACAGCUUAGACCGGGGAGGAGAGCUGGACUUCUCCACCUUCCUGAGUAUCAUGCACCGGCAGCUCCAGCAGGAGCUGCCAGAGCAGGAGAUUCUGGAAGCCAUGAGGAUGGCCGACAAGGAGCACAAAGGCUUCAUCCUGGCCUCUGAGCUGCGAGCCAAACUCACCGGCCUGGGAGAGAAACUGACGGACAAAGAGGUGGAUGAGCUGCUGCAGGAGGCGGGCGUUGGAGCUGAUGGGCGGGUCCACUGUGAGGAGUUUGCUAAAGCGGUGACACGCUGCCAUGCAAAGCACUGA